Messenger RNA from Stylonychia lemnae, 375 nucleotides. The record is from the annotation of a GenBank genome assembly. Lineage: Eukaryota; Ciliophora; Spirotrichea; Sporadotrichida; Oxytrichidae.
AUGGAAAACUAUCAACAGUAGAACUACCAUUAAUAGCCAGUUCAUUACAUGAACUUACCACCUCAAUAGAAUUUUAUCAUCAAGAGACAAUAUUAUUGCUGCUGCUGUGUAAAUCUAAAGUCCUCUCCUUAUGCGAUUGGUGUUUUUGAUAUAUUAUACUUCAUUGGCAUGCUUAUCCUUACUGUUUAACUUAAAUCAUCAGAUGGUUUCAAUAGUGUGUCACUUGCAAAUCUUCUAGCUACCUCACUACCAAGAAUUCUCGCUUUUGUUUAUUUUGCUAUUUAUCCAACAUCCAUCAGAACUCCAUCCAUACUGUUCUGGGUUAGAAUUUUAACCUGUAUUCCGCAUUCACACAAAUCCAGACAAGCCAAGUGA